Molecule: messenger RNA, 672 nt
Organism: Hirundo rustica (Barn swallow)
Lineage: Eukaryota; Metazoa; Chordata; Aves; Passeriformes; Hirundinidae
Product: alpha-1-acid glycoprotein-like
Exons: 6
Coding region: 4-657 (217 amino acids)
Source: RefSeq, a predicted model, not a curated record
GCCAUGGGCACGGCCGGGCUCCUGGUCAUCCUGGGCCUGGCAGCGCUGCUGCCCACGGACGCUGUUCCCUGCGGAGCCCAGCGCCCGGACAGCUCCACGGCCUCCAAGCUGCUGGGGACGUGGCUGUACGUGGCAGGGGCUGCCCAGUUCCCCCCGCACCGUGUGGAGAUGCUGCUCAUCGAUCACGCCUAUCUGCGCCUGGAGCCCGGCGCCAGCGGGCAGGAGCUGCUCAUCAGCCACUACGUGGCCGUGGGGAACCAGUGUUUCACCAACAACCUCACCUACCUGGAAGUCAUUGCCGGUAACGCCACGCUGGUGAAGCACGCCAAGACCCAGCACACGGAGGGGAUGCUGAUGAAUGUGAGCUCUGAAAACCUUUUACUCGUCCAGUACCAAAUGCAGAGGGAAAGGACGUACUUGGGGCAGUAUCUCUAUGCCAGGAACCCAAGAAUAAGCAGAGCCGAGCGGGAGGAGUUUGAGCAACACGCCGAGUGCCUGGGGCUGAGGGGGGAGCAGAUCGUGUAUGCGCCGUGGAAAACGGAGGUGUGUCAAGUGAAAGAAGCUGAAGGAGGCAACAGCCUGCAGCCAGAGCCCGUGGCUGCAGUCACAGCAUCACCUGCUCCAGGUACUCCCUGGCCUGGGAGUGCAGGGAACUGACCCCACACAGGGCAA